UAAUAAUAAACAUAAACAGUGACCAUCAGUGACUCUUAAAACUAGCUACAGAGAAUCUGGCUUUUAGAUUCUGCCCCUAGUGGACAUUUGUGUAACUGCAGUUAUUAUUCUGGAAAGAAUUUAUUUCACAAUUUGGUUGUAUUUUUUAUUAUUUGGAAAGUAAUAAUAAAAUGGAUCUACUGUAACUGUCCCGGGCGAAAGCAGCUGGAGGAGCUGGUUUAAAAUCUCAUGAACUUUACCUCCACUCCUUUCAUAGAUAAGUUAUCUCUUCUGAUCUUUACAGGCUUCACAUAUGCUCCCGUCUUAGUCAUAUACCGAUUUUUUUUUUUUUUAAGGACGCUCACCUACAUUUCUACCAAAUGAAUGACCUCAUACAGCCUGUGUGAGUAGAAGCUUCUACUUUACUAGUUUGACUGAAGCUAUUUGACGUCCAAUCCAAACAUAUGUAGCAUCACAUAUAUUUAUCUACAGAACAGUUUUACCUUUAGUUCAGGGGCCACAUGCAGCCCAGUUAGAUCUCAAUAAUAACACAAUAACCUAUAAUUAACAUAAAAUUUCUGCAAAGAUUUGUCCCCUAGUGGAGAAAUUAGGAAUAACAGUUGCUUUUAUUGAAAGUUAGUGUCGCCUACGUGCUCCCAUGGGACAAACCGGAGCCUCACAUGGUCUAGUUUUUUAGUGAUAUCACAGUUUGUCCUCGUCCUGCAGGAUAAACGAGGACGGGUCGGGUGGAGUCGUCCCCGUGUCCCCGGGUCCCCGGAUGGAGGCAGCGAGCGGAGGCGGCGGCGGCGGUGGUGAUGCCGUUCGGUUCCCGCAGGUGCAGCCUCUUGGACGUGCAGCAGAGCCCAUGAAUGGUGGAUUCAGACAUGGGGCCACGUUCUCCAGGCCGCGGGGCUAAUCCCAGCCCCCCUAAUCGGAUUAUUGAGAAGCAUGAGACGAAUCAGCAGCUGAGUGGACGUUUUGACGCCGGACAUCGAUGACCAGAGGAUCACAGCUCUGAGCGCAUUUCUACACAAACACAAACCAGAUUUCCCUUCCGCUCCGGCCGCCAUGACCAGGAAGGUGUUCACCAACACGCGGGAGCGCUGGCGCCAGCACAACGUGAACACGGCCUUCGCCGAGCUCCGCAAGCUCAUCCCGACGCACCCGCCCGAGAAGAAGCUGAGCAAGAACGAGAUCCUGCGCCUCGCCAUGCGCUACAUCAACUUCCUGGUGCAGCUGCUGCAGAGCCAGAGCCCGGAGCCGGCCGGACGCUCGCCCUCCGCCCUGCUCACCUUCCUCAGGGGCAACAUGGAGCAGCUGUGCUCCCCCCCCCUCAACCACAGCAACGCCUGGACCAGCGACACCGACGCCCCGUCUCCCGGCUCCAGCUGCGACAGCGCCGAGGCCUGGUAGGGUAGGGACUCUCCGAUCAGAUCAGAUCACAUCACAUCACAUCACAUCUGGAACUCUUGUUCUGCGUGGAUGUGAAACCUGGACGUAUAAAACUCCCUGAAUAUUCCUCACCCCACUUCGCCUGGAACUCUUUUUCUUUUUUGCAAUGAGGAGGGAGGAGGUGUUAUGUUAAAAAUAAAUAAAUAAAUAAAUAAAUAAACGCAGGGGAUUAAGGAAUUUCUCAUCUGAGGCGUUUGAAUAGAAAACGUUCUCCAGGCUUCGUCAUCUCUAAAAAAAAACAAAAAAACACCGGCACCUGUUUCCUUGAUUCAUUUUUUAUUAAUUUGUUUUAUUCCUGAGAGAAUCGGUUAUGAAGAAGGACUCUUUUAUUAGAGGAACUCCUCGUGUUUGUCUUCUUAUUUAUUUUUAUAUUUUUAUAUAUAUUUGUGUGUGUGUGUCACUUCCAGCCAAAGAUAAUGAGCUGAUUGUCUCCUGUGCAGAGUGAGUUUACUAUCCUCUCGUCGUACCUCUUCUCUAACUUAUUUUUUGCUGUUGCCUGUGAAUGUUUAUUUAUUUGAAGUAUUUAUUUAAUAAAAAAGGGGGAUUUGUUAAUAAA
Mugil cephalus (flathead mullet) is the source of this 1987-nucleotide messenger RNA. RefSeq names its product T-cell acute lymphocytic leukemia 2 (gene tal2). NCBI's taxonomy places the organism in Eukaryota, Metazoa, Chordata, Actinopteri, Mugiliformes, Mugilidae. The transcript is spliced from 3 exons. Gene Ontology annotation, molecular function: DNA-binding transcription factor activity, RNA polymerase II-specific; protein dimerization activity; RNA polymerase II cis-regulatory region sequence-specific DNA binding. The coding region runs from base 1048 to 1392 and encodes 114 amino acids. The record is from RefSeq and is a predicted model, not a curated record. Gene Ontology annotation, biological process: regulation of transcription by RNA polymerase II.